Messenger RNA from Salvelinus fontinalis (brook trout), 2557 nucleotides. It is a transcript of the gene prc1b, whose product is annotated as protein regulator of cytokinesis 1b. The transcript is spliced from 15 exons. Gene Ontology annotation, biological process: mitotic spindle midzone assembly; microtubule cytoskeleton organization. The record is from RefSeq and is a predicted model, not a curated record. Gene Ontology annotation, cellular component: mitotic spindle midzone; cytoplasm; spindle. NCBI's taxonomy places the organism in Eukaryota, Metazoa, Chordata, Actinopteri, Salmoniformes, Salmonidae. Gene Ontology annotation, molecular function: microtubule binding. Bases 173 to 2026 code for a protein of 617 amino acids.
AUAAUGGCCGUCCUCAACCAAUGAGAAACAAGACCGCAAUUUGAUGCAUAUUUUUGAAUCGGACAGAAACGGCUUGACUUAACACAGGCAAAGCUGAAGGACAGAUCUGAGGGUUUAUGAGAAGUUUUGAUGAAAGCUACAACACAACUGAAUUAAUUACUGGGACUUCACGAUGAGAAAGAGUGAGGUGCUCGCAGCCGAGUCUGUGGCUUGCCUGAAUAAAGCUCUCUGCCACCUGAAGGACAUCUGGGAAGAGAUAGGAAUACCAGAAGACCAGAGGCUACAGAGAACCAAUGUGGUCAAGAAUCACAUCAAGGGUUUGUUAGACAUGAUGAUAACAGAGGAAGAGUCUCUUAGGACCAGACUGUUGAGCAGCAUCGAAGCCUGUCGCAAACAACUGGAUACGCUGUGCUUGGAACUGCAGCUACCCCCAUUUGAGGAGGAGCGGGGCGUCACCAUGCUGCAACAGGAGAAGGAGAUCCGGACCCAGGUGGAGGUGUUGGUGAAGGAGCGGACCCAGAGGAUGCAGCAGCUCAAGGCCUUGACGGAGCGCGACCAGGACCUGUGUGACACUCUGUGUUCGGACCCCUACGCCCUCGACCCUAACGCCGUGCCCUCCCUGGAGCAGCUGAACAGCUUCCACCAGCACAUCGCCAGCCAGACCACAGAGAAGGAGAGGCGGCACGCUGAGUUUGUGGGCAUCAAGAGGCAGAUCGUCCUGUGCAUGGACGACCUAGACCAGCUGCCAGAGACCAGCUUCGAGAAGGACAUCGUCUGCGAAGACCAGGAGGCCUUCUGCCUGUCCAAAGACAACAUCGCCUCACUCAAACUCCUCCUCGGCCAACUAGAGGAGAGGAAGGCAGAGAACCAGGCGGUGUGUGAGGCUCACAGGGAGAAGAUCCAGGAGCUGUGGGACAGACUGCAGGUGCCCCAGGAGGAGAGGGAGCUCUUCUCAGAGCACAUGGUCGCCUCCAAGAAGAAGAACCUGGAUGCUUUAGAGGCAGAGGGCAGGCGACUGAUGGAGCUCAAACGACUGAACAUGCGAAACGUUACUGAAGCCAUCCGCUCAGAGAUUGCAGUGCUCUGGGAGAAAUGCUUCUUCAGCAGUGAUCAGCAACAGGCAUUUGUGCCCUAUUUUAGCAAUGAUUUUACAGAGCAGCUGUUGGGGCUGCACGAAGCUGAGAUCCUGAGGCUGAAGCAGCACUAUGAAGAACACAAGGAGCUGUUUGAGGGGGUUCAACGCUGGGAGGAGAGCUGGAGACUCUUCCUGGAACUAGAGAAAAAAGCCACAGACCCCUCCAGGUUCACCAACAGAGGAGGGAAUCUGCUCAAAGAGGAGAAACAGAAAGCCGAGCUCCACAAAAGCCUGCCCAAGCUUGAGAAGAAGCUGAAGGCUCAGAUUGAUGUGUGGGAGCAGGAGCAGGCCAGGGAGUUCCUGGUGAAUGGACAGAAGUUCCUGCAGUUUGUAGAGGAGCAGUGGGAGCUGCACCGCAUCGAGAAAGAGAAUGAGAAACUGGAGAGGCAAUUGAAAAAGAGCAAGCAGAUUGAAGUGGAUAUGCUGUAUGGGACAGCUGUCCGGACGCCUACCAAAAGGAGAUUCCUUGGCACAACUACCCCCAGCAAAGCACGAAAGUUCAAUGGCACCACCUCCAGCCUCUCUAGUGCCAACUCUAACAGCACCAUGCGCUCAGCCUAUGGCGGAACUGUCUGUCACUCACCCUCCCGCCCCCCUCUGUCAGUCAACAAGGUCCCAUCGGUACGGACCCCGGGUCGCAGUAAGCCCCCUCUUGCGGGACUGCAGGAGCGCAACAAGGAGAACAUGGGCCAGGUGACUGGACUUGGAGUCCCUCUUCAGAGCGGUGGGUUAAAAACCCUGGCUAGUCCUCAGCGUAACUUCAGCAUUAACUCUGUCGCCAGCACUUAUUCCGAGUUUGCGACGGGCUUAAUCAACACAGUAAUCGAAUCGGUUCAAUCAAGCGAGACCUCUCCAAGGCCACUAACACCAAGAGCAAGCCAGACAUACUGAACUCCACCAUUGCUCACCUUUGACCCCCUGACACCAGACAAUGACGGUUGGUUGAAUGACGUCCUGUGUUUGUGUCCCAUCAAGUCCUCACCAGCUGUCAUUUUAAAGUGGAUCACUGUUCUUUUUUUUUUUUUGUCUGCGUUUCUAUGUAAAUUUAAGGUAAUACUAUAUAUGUGUGUAUACAUAAAUAUAAAUAUUUAUGUACAUAAAUAUGUUGUGUAAACUAUGUAAGUGUUCGAAAUAAAAAAUCUUAAAGGUCAUGUUAUGAAAUGUAUCAUAUUGUAACAAACACUUUUUUUUAAGCUCUAAAAUGGCACGGAUGACUGUUCCUUGUAUGUAAGAUGGAGCAGACAGUAUUGCCUGCAAUCUCGUGUUCCAGAUGGUUUUGGUGAAAGAGGCUUGGGGUAGCCAGUGUUCUUUCUUUCCUUUAAGCCAGGCUUUCACUGUUUUAUUAUACUCAAAGCAUACUGAUCAUGAAUAUUUUGCACAUGUUUUCUCUUGUAUAUUAAAUCAUUUAUUUUACACUCAUGA